AUGGUUACCCGUCACGUUUCAGGGCUCGGGGAAGUGACCGGCUUCGAGCGGAGUGCCUUCCCACAUGUCGAGCAGUACCGUGGCAUACGGUAUGGCAUCGUCCCUGCCAGAUUCCAAGCUGCUUCUUCGCUGGCCGGGCCAUUGGCCCCUUUCCCGCGAAUGGUCAUUGGUAUGGCCCUCACGCAGAAGUCGCUCACCCCCGAGCACCAAUAUGAGAUGGACGAGUUCCAGUGCUUGAAUUUGAAUGUGACUUGCCCCAAGGGUCUAGCUCAAGCCGAAGGAUUCCCCGUUGCGGUUUGGGUUCAUGGAACAGUCGAAAUUGUUCCUGGCGUUGUCGGGGAGCGCUUCUACAUGAGUGCUGGGAAGCCAAAUCCGAACGUUCUUCUCUGGCUGGUCAGACUAAGAGAGAGCGGAGAACCAUUCCAGGUGCGAUUAGUUGAUUUGAUCCGGGUAAUGCUCUCUAUGGAUCCGAACAAACGGCCGCGAUCAGCACGAGUACUUGACAUGCUUCGAGGCAUAUCAAUCCGAUAUCUCCCAGGUUCUGUCGAGUUGGCCUUUGACAGCACAUCACCGUCGACCCGUCAAACCGUCGACUACAUUCUGGCUAAAUUGCGACUGCAGAGUUGGCUCUUCGCUUUUAAUCGUUUACUUGACGACGCAGAAAAGGGCGAUUUGAGCAAGGUUGAAUUUGAAUUCAGCACCAUCGCCGAGGCGCUGAAAGAGACGGAUCGCAUCGUGCAAGUCGAUGCUAGCUACUAA
Molecule: messenger RNA, 759 nt
Organism: Ilyonectria robusta
Lineage: Eukaryota; Fungi; Ascomycota; Sordariomycetes; Hypocreales; Nectriaceae
Exons: 3
Coding region: 1-759 (252 amino acids)
Source: RefSeq, a predicted model, not a curated record